Messenger RNA from Suillus discolor, 1768 nucleotides. RefSeq lists its product as uncharacterized. The transcript is spliced from 2 exons. NCBI's taxonomy places the organism in Eukaryota, Fungi, Basidiomycota, Agaricomycetes, Boletales, Suillaceae. Bases 66 to 1595 code for a protein of 509 amino acids. The record is from RefSeq and is a predicted model, not a curated record.
AAUGCCUCUAACGUCAACCUAGAACGACGACAAAGUUCAUCUGAUUCUUAACAUUGCUGUUCCAGAUGUCCCUAACAGAGGUUGAACGUCCAAUAUCUGCUAUUCCAGAGCAACAGGGUCCUGCAUCUCCUGAAAUCAUUGACGUCGACCUCUUUGAUGUGGAAGAGGUAGCUCGGAUCGGAUCGAGACCACCCACUCAGAGAAGAAGGGUAUCGGAGAGCGGUCGUUCUGUGCCAAUCGAUCCAGAGGUCAUAAUAAUAAAUGACAGCGAUGACGACGAUAUACAAUUCGUCAGGGCCAGGCCUGCUCCCAGAUCUCACAGAGCGCGCAUUUUUUCACCAUCGCCUCCACCCCAAAUUGCUACGAUACCACCGGUUCCGCAGAUACCGCGUAGGUUUAUACCUAUGCGAAGAAGACCGCCUCCAUUUCCCACCGCCCCCGGGUUGGUAAUUCCCAACGCCGAGCCCUUUCCAUUUGAAACGAACAUCAGGGUUCCCCCUGAGCCCAUCGAGCGUCCUCCGGCACCUGCACCUCCCGCCGCACCAUCUCAUCACGUUCCUGUGAUGGGAUUCGGCGGCGCACUGCUUCAACGCGCGAGAGCAGCUUUUGAGCAAACCCCCGCACGAUCACAAAAUAACGAGCGCCGCCGCCGAGUCUUCGGCAUUCCAGCGGAUGUGUUCAUGCAGUGGAACCCUUUAGACUUCUUUGGUCAUGAGGAAGACGAACUCUAUGAUGAUGAUGGCUUUCGUCACUAUCGAGCUGCAGAUUUUAAUGAUGAGCCUGGUGACCGGCUGAUGCGAGGUGAUCUCCGCCUUUUCAACGCUCAUACCCCAGGGCGGCCUUCAGAACCUGAUUAUAAACCGGAGUAUACUCAUCCGGUGAAGCCUGCAUCUGGUUUUACAUAUGACUUCGAGUCAUCGUCUAUGACACCUGCACCGGUUAUCGACAUCGAUAGCCCCGGUUCCUCCAGCUCAAGCAAUAGUCGUUCUGGCGAGACUAUACUUACUUGUCCUCGGUGUCAUGACCCAUUGAUGCUGGGAGCUGCGGACGUUGCCGAGGAUCGAGCAAAGAGAAGAUUGUGGGGUUUAAGAUGUGGUCAUCUUUUGGACGGAAAAUGUGUGGAGGAAUUGAUGAAGCCGAUGCCUCCUGUUACCCCGGACUCGGUGGACACUGCUGAUGUGAAAGGCAAAGGCAAAGCAAGGGAGGAAGAUGAACUCGAGUUACCUGGUGCCUACCUCACCCGCUCUGUGAAAGGCAAAGGCAAGGAGACGGAUCCCAAUAUCUUUAACAUCUUCUGUGAACCUGAAUUCUCUUCUAUUCGCUCACGACUGCGUCCCCGUCCCCCUCUUCCAUCUCACUCCUCUGGACUGUUGCCCGCUGGCCCUGGCCCAUCGCACGCGCGAGCUAGAGCUGCUCCUCGCCCAUCCGUGAAAGCGAAAGCCAAUGGGAAGGGUCGAGCCAAGGUUCCCAAUAUAGAAGCUGAAUAUGAAUGGACUUGUCCUGUUGGCGGAUGUGGGCACGUUCAUGUUAGCCAGCUCAUGGACGGGCAGUGGGUCAUGGACGAGAAGAGAGGGGCUAUCACUGUCUUUGUAUGAUACAAGGCUGUUCCUAAGCUGUGGGUUUAAACUAUGUCUUUUUCUGUCGAUGCUUACUCCAUCUCGAUAGCAUUAGCGAAUUAUAUACCAUGACACGCCCAUUUUCUCACUCAUAGGUCCGGCAUUUACAAUUUGGAUUCGCAUUCAUCAAAUCGCAUAUUUUUUCUCACCUG